This is a messenger RNA of Synchiropus splendidus (mandarinfish), 10181 nucleotides long. It is a transcript of the gene hhat, whose product is annotated as hedgehog acyltransferase. The record is from RefSeq and is a predicted model, not a curated record. Lineage: Eukaryota; Metazoa; Chordata; Actinopteri; Syngnathiformes; Callionymidae. The transcript is spliced from 12 exons. Gene Ontology annotation, cellular component: endoplasmic reticulum. Gene Ontology annotation, biological process: protein palmitoylation. The coding region runs from base 103 to 1752 and encodes 549 amino acids. Gene Ontology annotation, molecular function: palmitoyltransferase activity.
CGCGGCGUGACUCGCUGUACACUGUUUAUGUUCGGAGCCCCGGCCUCCUGGCCUGGCUGGAGAGGACAUUGGGCUUGAGUGAUGCGGAAGUGAGCGCGUCAUAUGGGUUUUGAAAGCGGCCGCUCAGAGCGAGUGGCUCGUGCUGAUCUCGCUGGGACGGUCCCUCCUGAGGUCCGGCUCCCAGCACCGAUGACGUCCAAGCCCCCGCACCCGCUGCUCCCACGGACCGAGGUUGCUCUUUACUGGCUGCUGUCACUGGGCGCGCAUCUCUACUCCUUUUAUCACCUGCACAAGUUCUCCAAAGUGCAUGAGAGGGCUCUGGAAAGAGCCUUCCAGCUGGAGCCGGGGCUCGUCAAAGGAUUCAGGAGGGACGCCUCUGAUUUUGAGUGGACAUUCUGGACCGAGUGGGCAAAGAAGUCUCUUCUGUGGAGCCUGACUGGACAUGCCGUGGUCUCCAGACUCACCAGCAUCGCUGUCCCCAAGCUCAGGAUGGCAGCCCUGACAGUGUAUGGUGUGGUGGCAGCUGCUGGGGUGUUGGGCAGCAGAGGAGUGCUGGUGCUGCUGCUGCAUCUCAGCCUGUCCUUCUGUGUCGCUCAGCUCAAGACGCCAGCCCUGUGCUGGUCCUGUAACCUGCUGCUGCUGCUCUCCACCCUCCACCUGCAUGAGCUGCAGGAAUUACAGAGAGGCUGGUACCAGACCGAGGAGGAGUUUUACCUGCUGCUCUUCAGUGUGGCCGUGUGCGGUCUUCGCUUCAUCAGCUUCAGCCUGGACCACUGCUGGAGCCCGCGAGACGGCGGCGCGCUGCUCCAGCUGGGCUGGCUGCUUUCAUACACCUUCUACCACCCGCUCUUCUACAAUGGACCCAUCAUCACCUACAGCGACUAUGUGCAUCAGAUGCAGCGACCCGCCGCUGAGACCAAGUCUGGUGUGACCUUCCUCCUCCUCCGCGCCGCUCGCCUCUUGCUGUGGUGGUGCAUUGCCGAGUGCAUGAUCCAUGUGAUGUACAUGCACGCCAUCCAGUCCAGCCAGACCUACUUAGAGAUGCUCCCUCCCUGGGCCCUGGGCGGCCUGGCUCUGGCGCUGGUCCAGUUCUUCUAUGUCAAGUACCUGGUCUUGUUUGGCUUGCCGUCCAUGUUGGCCACUCUGGAUGGGGUGGUGCCCCCCGAGCUGCCCCGCUGUGUCAGCAUCAUGUACAGCUUCACUGGGAUGUGGAGGCACUUUGACAAGGGUCUGUACCGGUGGCUCAUCAGGUACAUCUACCUGCCUCUGGGCGGAUCCCGACACGGGCUGUUGCACAAGCUCCUCUCCAGCGGCCUCACCUUUGGAUUCGUCUGCUUCUGGCACGGAGGACACGACUACCUGCAGUACUGGGCCCUGAUGAACUGGGCCGGGCUUCUGCUGGAGACCGGCUUCAAGUCCUUCUUCAGUCUUCCCUGGGUGCAAGGCCCCCUGGAACGGCGCGUGCCGGUGAUGAUGAGAAGGCGCGGCCUGGCCUUCCUCUCCUCCUUCUCCACCGCUCUGCUCAUCCUCUCUAAUCUGGUCUUUCUGGGUGGGAUUCAUGUCGGCACGGUCUUCUGGAGGAGAGUCUUCCUGCGAGGUACUUCUGCUGUGCUCCUCACCUUUAGCCAGUGGCCGAGCGCCCGCGCUGCUGCGUGGUCGACUCGCUGUGAGCCUCCCAGGCAGAUGGAUGGCCGCCUCAGUUUGUUACCCGCAGCAAGAUGGCAGCCGAUGCUGGAGUCUGUCGGCACAUGAUAAGCUGGCUGCCCCCUCAGCCGGCGGCGUGCUGACUCAGCAGCACAGAUGGAGCCUGGUAUCAUUUGUUUGUCGAAGGAGUCGGUCCAUAUCGAUCGCCUGACGCGUCCCUCUGAGAGCGUGUCAGCGGCCUCUUCACCAUCAGCCUCGGCUCAGCUCAGGAUGGUGACCCAGCUACCGAGGUCCACCUCACCCAGGGUUAUGUGUUGGUCCUGACAGCAGCAGAGUCAGGAGCAGCAGGACGUGGCGCUGCUGUGCAGCGUCCCAGAUCCGCGUGGCUAAAUCGUGGAGACAAGCAGAUGUUUCUGGCUCGCCUGGCUCUCACCGGACUCCUCAAACUUCUGCUGCUGUUUCCUGCUGUGUUCUUGUACUUCCAUCUUUGUGAGAUCCAGCACAGCUUUUUAACCAACGCUGCCCACACUUCUGGGAAGUGAGGGCCGCCGUCGUUUUCAGGCUGAAACCAUCAAAAUAACUGGCCUCCACUUUGGCCCAGAAUCCUGGUUCAGGUCACGUGUUGUGGAUGCUUCGGUCCAGAGGCUGAGGAAAAGGUUGAGGGUCUUGUCAUGAAGAUGUGUAAAGAUUCUCGUUUGCUAGUGGAGCCUGGCCCUUCGCUCACCAUCUCCAGUCUCUUGUGGGAGCAGUGAGGUGCGGCCCCUGCCUGUCUGAGGUGAGGGUGUGGGACGGUGUGGGCUCCUGACUCUGAUGAUCAGCUUCAUCCCUCAGCUGAGCUCCAACCCUCUCAAGUCAGCACUGAAGUGAUGCAGCCGUGUGCUGAUGAGCUGCUGAGAGCGCCACCUGUCUGCAGACUCCGGAGGCUGCCUUUAAAAAUGCCCUCUUUUCUGCGGUGAAUAAUUCAGAGACGGAGCGAGGCACUGAAGCGUGGCUGACUCCAGAGCAGCUCGGUCUCCCACCUCAUUCACCCCCUCAUCUUAAAUCAGAGGCCUCCUUGACCUCUGACCCCGGGCAGCCAGUGCAGCCUUCCUGAGCCGAGCCGCUCUGCGGCCCGGUGAAGGCUCCUGCAGAGAGUCCGCUUCCACAGCUCCACCGUUCAGCUGCUUCUCAGGUCAGAACUGAGGACAGGCGCUGUGAUGUGACUGCAUGUGUCCAGGCAGCAGGUCGGCGUGUUUCUUUUAUUAAGAAUUUUAUUGUUUACUACUUUUACAGAAACAUUCACGACAACAACAACAAGGUGCACUGGUGUGUUUAUGAUGAUCUCACUGUUACCAAGGUAACCAGUGCCCUGUGUCAUGAGAUUCCUGCUUCCGUUCACCUCCAGUGAAAGUUGGGGGUGUCUUCCAUUCGCAGAGUCUUUUGUUCGGGACUGAUGUAAACCUUGGUGUUGGUGGUGAUGAAGGCCAUCGGUCCAACAUCGGCCCACUGAUGACAGUGGACCUUCAUGCUGCAGGUGUGUGUGAGGGGCUCCUCCGCCUCUGGCUCUCGCAGGUGGGCAACCUGCUGCCCACACCUUCACUCAUCCGGGGUCCGUGGGUUGUGUGGCCUGAGGAGCUCAUGGUUCCUCAGUCCGCCCAGCAGCUGCUCGCUCGUCUCCCCGGGCGCCGCUGCUCAAUGAAACGGUGGCGUAAUGGCGCCAGCAUCACGUGAGCGUUUUCAUGGCGGAGGAGCCGCUCCAACACUCGUGAGCCCUGGUGAGAGGCGUGGCCCCUGGUGCGGCCCCUCAGUUUUCUCCGCGUGGUUUGGUCUUCAGCCGCAGCUGCUCUUUUUCCUUCCUUUCAUUUGACAUUUCUUGCUCUGCCAAAUUCAUUGAAAGACGUUUGGUCCGUAGUUUUAUGAUUGAUAUUGAAGUGAAAUGCGUCUGAAGUGGCUGGGACGGCUGUGAUGUCACCGCAGGACGGUACAGUGAUCACUGACUGGCUAAUAUGCUGCGAAUAAAGCCACGAAUCAGUGGUUUCUUCAGGCUGAUGAAAGUUCCUGAGGUUCACUGAUGACUGCAGUGGAGAGAGAGACACAUCACAAAGCUGUGAGGAUUCUGGAGUCAGGGGCCACACUCCACCCUCCUCUGACUCAGGAGGGCCUGUGUGAUCUUCUGACCCGCUGUGCUCUCCUGGCAGGUUGGUCCAGCCUGGCUCCGCCCAUGCUGCUCUGCCUCUACUGCUUUGCUCAGGUGGGGCUGGACUGGACGUCUCAGCCGCCGUGAGCCCGCCGCACAGCAAGGCCCCAGCCUCCGCGGCUCUGCUGCACCUCCGAACCGGUCCGAACCAGGCUGGAGCGCAGCUGAGCAGGGGUCAGGUCUCCGGGGCUUCUGAGAGGAACAUCAGAGGAAGGUGACCGGCCCAGCGUGUCAAGUGAAGUUUUAUUCACUCAUGUGUUUUAUGUGAUACAACUAUUUCAUAAAGUGUUUAGUUUGAAUAAACUGAGAUGUUGAUCGUCACCGUCUCCAGCUGUUCCGCAGUGUGAGGAGACAAUGUGACAGUGUGAAAGUUCCUGAUGGAGAUGAAGGACGGGCAGGUUGGAGCACCUGUGGGAGCCAAGCCUGACCUCCAUGACCUUCACCAGGAAGAGCCUCUUCACGUCGUCCGAGCUCAUUUCUGACCUGAUAGAAAUGAUGAUCUCCUCCAUGUUCCACUCAGCCCGUCCUGUUGCUUCAUCUGAAGACGCUCUUCAGAACCCGAUCGCUCUUGACUGUCACUUCGUAAGGUCUGACACCGAGGGUGGAGCUCACUCUGCCACCUGCUGGGUGGCUCAGAUGUGAACGGACCAAGAUGAAACCAGGACCGGAGUUGGACAGACAGCGAGAGCCUCCUGGACCCAGGUCACGGUGAAGCACCUCUGUAAGGCAGACGCCCACCUGUUGAGGAAGGAGACUCCGCCUCCUCUCUUCUCAGUCCACCAGAGAAGCUCCGCUCUGACACCAGCUGCAGGGUGGCGCCUGAGCUCAGAGCCUCCAUCAGCCUGAUGAAGCCCACACCUGGAGCUCAGAGCGGAUUAUCACCUCGCCGACACUGAGCGGCUCCAGGCCCCGGAGCCUCUUAGGUCUGCGCUCAUCGGAUCAGGUGUGAAGACCAGCUGCUCCGCUGCAGCGGCAGAGUGGGGAGCGCGGAGUCACACCAGUCACACGUCGGGACUCGAACCCCGCGGCGGGGCGGGGCCACUCAGAAGCCAAAGGGUGACUCGGCAGAAACGAGGGCAGGACUCUUUAUUGAGGCUGUGAUUCUACAACGUGACUCGUUAGUUUUCCACUGUAAAGUUUUCAUUUCUUUCCCAUUCUUUUAUUGUGUUUAGAGUUGUUUCUUCCCUCGUGUUUAUGAUACAUAGCUAGCUCUCCUGGUGGAGAGAACGUAGAAGAAGAAGCUCCGGCGUAGAAGUUAAGGACAAAAAAACAUUCCGUGAUGUUGUGCUUUCUCUUCCUCUUCCAUACGUAUCACGAAGAUGUUCAUGUCUGGACAAACGGGAAGAGCUUCCUGGUCGUCGCCAUCUUCCUUUCCUCCGAGGGAAGUGGAAGGCAGCAUAACAACAACAACAACAACUCUGCUGAGCUUGUUGAACUUGGACAGGUGUGUGUGAGAGAGGGGGAACUGCAGGGUGCUGAAUAAUGGAGAGCGUCUUUGGAGUGGCUUCUGUCUGGAAGCCAGCAGGGAGCUGAAGAUGGUGUCUGCUAACUGGACCGGCUUCACUUCCCAACAGCUGCAUUUUUCAUGCGGCUCUGGGGUGAGUGUGUGUGUGUGUGUGUGUGUGUGUGUGUGUGUGUGUGUGUGUGUGUGUGUGUGUGUGUGUGUGUGUGUGUGCGCGAGGAGAGGCUGCGCCGCCGUCCUGCCCGCCACCAUGAUUUAUUCAGAAGAAUAUUCAAUAAUAUAGAACGAUUACCUCUGACCUGAAAAAGAACAUGAAUUCUGAAAGAAGCUCAAACACGCUCAUCACAGGACGGACACAUGUCGGUCCAGGCAAGACCAGCCGAUCCUCGGCAAACGGACCUCCUGGAGACCUGAUGGAUCGAUGACAGGAUGAGAUUCAGUUGGACGUUUUGUCUUUCACGUUGACUGUGAAUGAGUCUGUUGAGAAGUGGAACGUCGUAACGCACGCUGGCUAAUGUUCACGCGCAGAGCUAGCUGCUCGCUGGAGUCUUGCCUUAGCACACACCAGGUUUAUGGAUACGAUUUGCUGUAUAUGACGAGGAAUCUGAAGACGGGUCUUUUUUAGGUCCCGCUAAGCUGCUAAUGCUCACCCAUGCUAUUUUUUUAUUUUUUUUACAACGUGAAAAACAGGAAAAUGUACACUACAUGGAAACAAUCCCGCACUGAUUUUGCUGCAGACUUUUAAAGAAACUGCGGGACAGUCACAAUCAUUUAUGACAGGAAAUAAGGAUCUUUGCAAAUGAGCUUUUAAAAAUAAUAAUACAUUUUUAAUUUUAGCCUAAAAAAAGCUCCGGGCUGCAAUGAUUUCAGGAAAUUAUAAAUAAAUAAAUGUUCAUGCGUCAUAAAAGCUGAUGAUGAAAUAAUGAUGAUGUUUGGUGAGUAGUUUCCAGUGUUGUUUUGUUCUGGAGCGCCUCACGGGGGCGGAGUCUGAGAGCGGCUCAUUCAAACCGUAGCUGCUGAUCUGUUCCACAGGGUCGAGAUGUUGAGGCUCAGAGAUGGAUCUGGAGGUCGGCCAUGUUUGUUUACGUCCGUCCCGUAUAGUGUUCCAUCGAUCAAACGUCCACCACACGUGCUGUUGACAUACAACUUUUAUUUAUCAAUUUGGUGGAUGGAAAGGUCAGUUAUUAACAUUCUGCUGUAGUAAAACUCCUUAUUAAAAUACAAUAUCUCUUGUCUUCCUUGCAUAUUUCUGAUGAGCCUCCUGGAUGUUGGACGCUGGGCUUCACUUCAGCAGCCGCUGCAGAGGCGCAGGGCUCAUGAGGAGAGAAGGUGUUGAUGGGAGUGAGAGGCUGCGAUGUCACAUUCAGCGAGGAGCUCCUUUCCACCGCGGCGCCUCUUCGGGGAACCCUCGUCUGCUGGAAGAACGGCUCCAGCUCAAAGUGAUUGUGUGCGUCACCAAGGUGCCAGAGAAGAGGGCUGGAACAAUAUUUGGAUUUUGCUGUGGACACGGUCCAGGGAGGCAUGCGAGAGGAGGCGACGGGAGACGGGGGCGCUGGUGCCUUCACAAAAAUAAAUCUGGAUAAAAAUACGACGCUCAGUGCUGCGCUCCAACAACAGGAAACCAGGAAGCAGACCGGCGCCAAGGCCCUGCGUGCCUCACGCCACAUUCAGGGAGAUUUACCGAAGAAUCUGGUUCCACAGACGAUUCAGUCACAACGAUUGUUCUCCUGCGCCGCCAUUUUGUUUAAGUCCUGCCAAAAGGUGCGGCCGGGUCGGGAACGGCUUCCACUCUCCUCUGACCUGUGACCCAUGACUCGUGUCCCAAAUGUUUCCCACUGAAAAUGAAUGGGAGGAGAAUCAGAUCACGAUCUCGACGGCCUGCGGCUCCUCCAUAUUUUCAGGUAGAGACUCCACUCAAAGCUUCCCACACAGCUGCACUGCUCCUCUGUGAAGCAGGUGUCAAACCUCUGUCAGUGUCCACACUGUUCUGCGUCACAUCAGCCUCAAACAAGUGGCCCGGCCGUGAUUCGUCCCCUGAGAGUGGGAGGAGCCAGAAGACCAGUCCAACUUUGGUGUCUCUUCACGCGCUGUGACAGACCUUGUCCAGGCCGCCAGACACACUCGUCCUCUCUGUGGAGAGGAGCAGCUACUAACUCGAGCUGCUACAAAAUGAGCUUUUGGGAAGAGACCGACUGUUUGCCGACGUCUGGGAUCAACUCCAUUAAACUGUGGGUGAAACGUCGAUGCUAACGUCUUCAUUCCUCCAACCUGGACUAGAGUUUCCUGAACUAUUGAAGCAAGUGUUUGAAUGUGUGGCAGCUGACACGGCUCAGUGCUCCUGCUCCUGGUCUCAGAGAAGUGCUUCAUGCAGUAUUAGAGCAUCAACUGGUGCUGGUGAGUCUGAGCUGGAUGCCCACAGGACUCCGUGGUGGGAGUCAGCGGUGGUCUCUCUGUUGUGAAGACCACAAAGGUGUGCCUGAAUUUAUGGAACCAGAUUCUGAUGAAGUCCUGGGUGACGUGGCGGAUCGAACAAAGCGGACCCGAGAGACUCUUGAGUGAGAACUACUUCAACCAUUUAGACAAGUCGUGCACCGCCGCCACCACCAGGGGGAGACGCUAAUCACACAGAAAGUCACCUCGACGAAUCAAAGAAGCUCCGACUGCAAGUCGCUGACUAUUGAACGUGACAUGCAAAGAAUCGUAUACGGUGAUUCAGGAACAAACCAUGCGGCUUCUAUUACAACCCUCGGACAGAAGAACAACUCCCCGGAACCAGGCCGGCCGUUCUCCGCCGUCGUGCACCGGAGACGUAUGUACAAGCCGACAGCCGAGACUGCUGCGGACGGAAGCGCCAGAAUCUGAGCUACAACCUUUGCCUCGCUGCGUGGCGGUGCCUCCAACAGGAUCGCCCGGGUGGACGAAGGCUGCUGGGUCUCAGUGACGCCGCUGUGGCCUCAUCCAAACGCCUGGAAGACCUUCAGCUGUCCUCGUAAACCAGCGGUGCCGGAUCCCAGCUGGGUAAACAGAUGCUCCAGCGCGGCGCCCGGCUCAAGAGAAGAUGUCUUCCUUGUCCAGUUCUGGAGAGGCCGGCUGGGAGAUGUCAAAGAUGUGCUGCGGAGAAGCCGCCGCAGACUUGGCCUUGAGGAGCUGCAGCGCCUCGCUCAGCUGCGCCUCCAGCCCCGACAUGCGCAGGUUGAGGUUCCUGAGGUCGUCCUUCAGCUCGUGCUUCAGCUCCUGCAGCGAGGCCUGGAGGGUUUGCUCGGGGAUGGGGUAGAACGGGUGGCGGCUCUCGGGGGGCUGGACGGGACUGCGGUCCUGAGGGGUCAGGCGGAAGUCGCUGACCUUGUCCAGCCGCAGGUCACUCUUGGUGAUGCCGCUGUCGCACGAGUCUGUCUUCUUCAAGGACAUCUGGGACUCGUGCGUUUUGGUUCGUUCGGGCAGUGUCUCCAUGGACUCGGCCUUGGACACCUUGUUCCAGUUGUCUGCCUUGGCCAUGGACUCUUUGAAGCGACCCCAGCCUUUGACCUUGACGGGCUCCGCGGGCCGACCCACGUUGAGGGUGACGGGAGACGGCACCUGCAGCUUGGCCAUGUCGGCGGGGCCGUGGGUGGGCGUGGUGGCCGACGACGGCGUGGAGGACGACGGCGUCGCCGGGCUCUCGGUGACCGUGACGAUACUGGUGGUGGUGAUGGCCGUUUUGGGGAUCUCCACGUAGACCGGACCCUUCUCCACGUCGUGCUCCACCACCUCCGGCUUGUCGGUGGCUGUGCGGGCCUCCCUCUGCUGCCGGAAGCGCUGGAAGAGCUUACGCACCGGGUGGUCCGGGGGCAGGUUGAGAGGGGCCUCGUUCUUGCGCCUCUGUCGCUCCUCUUCCUCUCGCUUCACGUCGCUGAUCUUCCUGAAGACCAUCUGCAAGAGAAGACAAGGAGGACUCACUGGGGAGCCAGGAGAGGAGGCGGAGCCUGCUGGCUGACAGGUCCAUCAUGGCGCCUGUGUGGAGGGCAGGGGGGCAGCAGGACCUCCACUCAGCCGUGCCACACUGGCCACACCAGCGCCACCACCUGCCGCUGAGAGGAGUCUGCAGGUGAGGCACUCGCACACUUUGACCAGUCAGGGGUCAGACGGACCGACUGGGGAGAGGUGGCUGGCUGGAACAAAAACCUGCACUGGAUUCAGAUCCUGGCCUUGGCGGAGGCAGCCAUUUUGGAAACUGUGUAUGACUUGAUGGGUAGAUGCAGUUGGAUUUUGAUGCGAAGCUGCUGGAUCUGAGACAACUGAGGGGAAUAACCACUCACAGGCUCCUUUAACAGCUGGAGUCACCAGGAAGAGCCAAAUAUAGUUUCAUCUCCGGACACUUGCUGGAGCUGCUGUGUGUGGCUGAAGCGGACGACGAACUGCUGAGGACUGCAGGGCACGCGUGAAGUGCUCCGCCUGCUGCGUGACGGGCCGCAGGCUCCGGCUGAACUUUCACUGCAACGCUGUGCUCAGAGUGACAUUUGCAGAGCCCCACAAACUCCACGUCUUCACGCACUUCCUCAAGCUUCACUUUCACCGCCGAACUGUCAAGUCAUCUGAGUGUGGGGCACGUGCGACCUGUGGAGGGGUCCCAGGGGGCGGUGACCCCGCCACAGAACCGAGUGGCUGGGCAACAGGUGCCAAGAAAAGACAUAGGAACACAUCACGAUAGAGAAGGAGGUCUCCCAUCAAGACCGUCCAGAACCUGGGCCGCGCUCAUGAGGAGGAAUCACCAGGGGCCACCCCAAGCUUCAGAUCCACCUCAGCUCCAGACCCUUGAGGCAUCAUGACCACCUCAGCUUCAGACCCUCGAGGCAUCAUGACCACCUCAGCUCCAGUCCCUCGAGGCAUCAUGACCACCUCAGCUCCAGACCCUCGAGGCAU